UCCGUUGAAUUCGUCAGUGUUCAGCUCAGCCGCCUGGCGGCGACAAGGAGCCAGUUUCCCCUUCAAAACAGAUAGUGUGGGUCCUCCUCCUCCAGGCUAACGUUAGCUAGCAGCCUUGCUUCUCCGGCCACACCUUCACCAACAAGUCGAGGAGAUGAAGAAGUUAUUCGAAGACUUCAAGAAGGACAUCAAGUUUAAAUCAGCGGGACCCGGGAAGAAGCUAACAGAAGACACCAGCGCCAAGCCUGAGGCGGUGCAGAGCAGCUCCGGGGCCAAGCACAACCGCCAUGCUGCCAGUGAGGGGGCCCAGCGGGCCGGGGCCGCGGCUCUGGCCAGGAUUGAGCAGCAUCCCCGGCCCAAGGUGCACACCUCUCAGGACCACAUCAGGAACCAGGUUAAAAGGGAGCUGGAGGCGGCGGCACUGGCUGAGAAGGAUAAAGCAGCGACAGCAGAGGGAUUUACAGUGCCAGUGAGAGAUCCCACCUGUCUCUCUGUGUCGGGUGUGUAUUUUACCUGUCCACUAACUGGAGCCACUUUAACUAAGAGUGAGAGGGAAGUACACAUUAAGGAGGCCAUUUUUAUGCGGUUUGAGGAGGAUGCAGUUGAGGCCUCUGUUAUGAUGGUCCACUCAUUUAACAAAGACAAAGAGAAAGUGAAGGUCGCUGUGGACAUCAUAAGCAAGUAUGUGGAUAAUAUAUGCAAGUGUCCCACAGAGGAGAAAUACAGGAAGAUUAAACUCAGCAACAAGGUGUUCCAGGAGAAAGUGCGUUCUUUGGAGGGCACCAGAGAGUUCCUGGAGGCCCUGGGCUUCACAAGUGUUAUGCUUCCUGUAGAGGGUCAAGAGGAGGAAGAGGAGUUCCUGGUGUUACCAGAGCAGAGUCCUGAGGCCCUGGAAUUGAUGAAGGAGAGAAGGGAUCGACUCCAGAGAGGCGAGCCAGUCAGAGCUCAGCUGGACAGACAGCCCCAAGCUUUCAGACCCUCUCCCAACGCCCAACGCUUCGAGCUGCCGCCAGAAUUUUACAACCUGUCAGCAGAGGAGCUCAAGAAAGAGCAACAGCAGAGGAGUGAUUUGGUGGAGAAGAACGCCAUGCUACGCACAAAAGCCAUGAGGGAGAGAGAGGAGCAGAGGGAGAGAAGGAAAUACAACUACAGCCUGCUCAGGAUCAGACUGCCUGAUGGAAACCUGCUGCAGGGCACAUUUUAUGCGUGGGACCGUCUGUCUGUGUUGUUUGGGUUUGUUCGGGAGUCCCUGGUGGACGGCUGGCAGCCCUUUCAGCUCAUUGCACCUGGAGGUGUAAAACUACAAGAGGAAGAUGAAGUGGCUCUUGCAGAACGGAACCUGGUCCCUGCAGCUCUACUCACCUUCUCCUGGGAUGCAGCCGUGCAGGCAGAUAUCGCAGCUGCAGGUGGAAAGAACCCCACCCUUCUCAAACCAGGGCUGCUGGAAGCCAUUCAGACCCUGAACUGAGCAGACGUAUUCUGUCCCCAAACUCUUUCCUGCUACGAUCCUCCCUGGCACUGCAGGGGGUGAAGUUGCUCCUUCCACAAUGACUAGUGAUGAGUGUUACUAACUGAAGUCAGUAGCAGCGAUAGACUAGGGGCAGCUUCAUCCUGGUGGUGUGUUCUGCUGAGCGUAACCCUUCUCUCGUCACUGUGGGGUAAAUGUCACCCUGCAGUGUGUCUCAGCAACACACUCUGCUGAAGAAGCACUUCUAAGACAUCUAAGGAGAAAGCAAGGGACGAGUGUGGUUUAGUAAAGCAUCCUGAAUGUACAUGCUGUGUAGUGAACAGACUGGUUGCAGUCGUCUGUGCUCUACCCUUCAGUCAACCUGUCAGGUAUACUUCUCGUGGCAUGUGGAGAGACCUUGUUUCAACUGUCAUCACUUCCUCCUCUGGUUUUUGUUGUUGUUGUCUAAAGUAUUCAGUCCAUCUUGCUUCCAACUGUUGAAUCUGGAAAUUAGUAUGGUUCUCAGAGCACUCACCUCCGCCAAGUCCCAACAGUCCCCUUAAAGCUAACGUUAAGACUAAUGUUUUGUUUGGCAGUGUUGUGGGUUCGCUCAGUGUUUAAUCUGUCAGCUGAUGGUCGACUGGUCUGAUAACAAGUCUGUCUCUGUAAACACACACAAGCUUCUGUUGCUUGUCUUGUGCUCUACUCUGCAGUGGCUUCACACUCCUCAGUGCUGUACUACAGGAUUGUGUGGUUGCUUACACAAACACAAAAGCCCAGAUCAACAAACAUGUUUUCUGUUGAUGGUUUGACUUAAAACUGAGGCACAUAUUUAUUUAACCCCUUAGACUGAGUUAUUAGUAUUAAGUCAAUUCUUAAACCAAAAUAUUUGAUCUGAUCAGAUUUAAGUGCUUUUAUAUUAAGCUGUUUGAAAGACUUGGUAUAGAAUUCCCCAAGUGAUUUAAUAGUUAAACUGCAAAAGCCUCAUGUUCUCUGUCUUAAGUCAUGAAUUAGUUUUAAUAAAAGUUCAUGUCACGGAUCCUGUCGUCCAGAGAGGUGGUUUUAAUUCAUACUGAGUUUUGUAUUUGUUUGUAUCAAACACAUUUAAUUCAGAUUAAAACGGUUUAAACUUAAACACAGUGGUUUUCGUGACAACAUUUCACUGAAUCCACUGCGGAAUAAAGGCAACAAAAUUAUUCCCUGAAUGUUUGUUGUAUGUUUUAAAUCCACCUUUUUGUCAGAGAAGAUUUUGUGUAUGAGUAUAACCGUUAAACCUGUACAAGCUAAUUAGUUUCCCCUGCUUGUGGUUGGUUAAGAUGACAACGACCUACCUCUCACCAUACAUCUCCAGUGAGUCAUAAACCAACAUAGAUUCUGAAAGUGUUGGCCUGUGUUGAACUUUUCUGUCACCACCAUCAACCUGUACCACUGUCACUGAACCAAACACACUGACGUACCUGCUAUGUUGACGUUAAGGAUUUGAUUGUUUUUUUGUUUAGUUCCAGCGUUUGAGGGCAAGUCUGCCUUGAGCAAGAGUUCUGCACUCCACAGGUUUCAAUGGAAGGGUGCAAACGUGUUCUCAGCAGUGUAACUUUAUUCUAACACUUAGUGAGCUGUUGUGAUCUAUCCAGAUGUUGUGUUUUAACCUGCCUGUAUUAAAGAUCGCUUGCACUGCAUCUUAUUUAAAAAG
This is a messenger RNA of Paralichthys olivaceus (Japanese flounder), 3137 nucleotides long. RefSeq names its product UBX domain protein 6 (gene ubxn6). Lineage: Eukaryota; Metazoa; Chordata; Actinopteri; Pleuronectiformes; Paralichthyidae. The record is from RefSeq and is a predicted model, not a curated record. Gene Ontology annotation, molecular function: protein binding. Gene Ontology annotation, cellular component: cytoplasm.